AUGGACUUUAAACCAGGAAAUAUUGAACAAACUAGCAACUUGCCAAUAUGCAAUGGAAAGGAGUAUGCCCAAUCUCAAAAAAUCGUUAUCUGCGCUCUCGUGGCCUGUGCUUCAGCCGGGAAUGAGAAGCGUGAGAAGCGAGGCUUCCUCGGCGGUCUCCACUCUAUUGACAGUCUUUCUUAUGGGGGCUCGUACGGUGGUGUUUAUGGCAGUAACUACGGUUAUGGUGGCUACUCGGGCUACUCUUCACCCAUCAUCAGUCACGCAGCACCCGCGAUAAGCUACGCAUCACCUGUGAUCAGCCACGCAGCACCAGCGAUCAGUUACGCAGCACCUGCAAUCAGCCACGCAGCACCUGUCAUUAGCUACCCAGCAGCUGCUUUGAGCUACUCAGCUCCAGCAAUCAGCUAUGCUGCACCAGCUGCCAAAGUUGUGACUGUCAACAAAGUAGUCAACUCUCAGCGCGUCGUCGACAUCCCACAAGUCGUGAACGUGCGCAAAGUGGUGUCCGAGCCCCAAGUAGUGUCCGUCAACAAGGUAGUAGCCGCACCCAGCUACAACGCCUACAGCAGCGGACUUUCCGGACUUGGAUACGGAUCCGGCUACGACGCCGGGUACGGUUACGGUUCCGAUUACGGAUACGGUUCCAAUUACGGAUACGGUUCCAAUUACGGAUACGGAUCCGGUUACACUGCUGGUUACUCUAGCAAUUUGUGGUGA
Messenger RNA from Vanessa atalanta (red admiral), 720 nucleotides. RefSeq names its product cuticle protein 63-like. The record is from RefSeq and is a predicted model, not a curated record. The transcript is spliced from 2 exons. The coding region runs from base 1 to 720 and encodes 239 amino acids. NCBI's taxonomy places the organism in Eukaryota, Metazoa, Arthropoda, Insecta, Lepidoptera, Nymphalidae.